Molecule: messenger RNA, 881 nt
Organism: Oryctolagus cuniculus (rabbit)
Lineage: Eukaryota; Metazoa; Chordata; Mammalia; Lagomorpha; Leporidae
Source: RefSeq, a predicted model, not a curated record
GAGUCUACCAGGAAGAGAUUUUGCGACCUUCUUGGGAUCACCGGUACUUAGGGGCUGAAGAGAGGUGGGAAGAAGCAGAUCCUUAUGUCAAACUGCUGCUUGAUGCGAUGAAGCACUCUGGUUGCGCUGUUAACACAGACAGACACUUUUCUUGUGAAGACUGUCACGGACACGUCAGUGGGGGCUUCGAUGCUUCAACAUCUCAGAUUGUCCUGUGCCAGAAUAACAUCCGCAGCGAGGCCCACAUGAGCAGGGUGGUCACCCACGAGCUCAUCCACGCCUUCGACCACUGUCGCGCUCACGUCCACUGGUUCUCCAACGUCCGCCACUUGGCCUGCUCAGAGGUCCGAGCUGCUAACCUUAGUGGAGACUGUUCACUUGUCAAUGAACUAUUCAGGUUACGUUUCGGAUUAAAACAACACCAUCAGACUUGUGUGCGGGAUAGAGCCAUUCUGUCCAUCCUGGCUGUUAGGAAUAUCAGCAAAGAAGUUGCUCAAAAAGCUGUUGCUGAAGUUUUUGAAUCCUGUUUCAAUGACCUUGAACCUUUUGGAAGAAUCCCACACAACAAGACUUAUGCAAGAUACGCUCAUAGAGACUUUCAAAACCGUGAUCGGUAUUACUCAAAUAUAUGAAGACGGUGGUGUUUUAUCUCACACAGCUUCGGCGAGCAUGAAGAAAAAAAUAAUGGUUUGCAAGUGAAGAAGCAUAUAAAAUGCCAUCAAAUACAGUUAAAACACAGAAGAUGCUGAUUUUAACAUACCCAAAAAAGUAACUGUGGCAAAAAAUGAAACUGCCUUAAUUUCCAAGGCAAAAAUUGUGUCUUUAUAGUUUGCAUUUGGUAAAUAAUAUGAAUAAAUUACAUUUUUGUAUUUUCUGCAGUG